Messenger RNA from Klebsormidium nitens, 1787 nucleotides. The record is from the annotation of a GenBank genome assembly. Lineage: Eukaryota; Viridiplantae; Streptophyta; Klebsormidiophyceae; Klebsormidiales; Klebsormidiaceae.
CGAUGAAAAGAUGAAGCUUCCACCAUGGAUCUGCAAUCGUCGAUCCCGAUUCUUCCUGGUAGAUUCCAGAGCAACUCUAAACUUCCACAGCAAUCUGGGGAGGACGAACCUCAUCGACAAGGGCAGCGGGCUUCCAUUGGCAUUGGGAAGCUCUAGACGAGGCAAAACGGUGGGGAGGAAUGGACGAUUCACGAAGAAUAAACGAAGGCUCCACAAGAAUCGCGCACAUGAUCUCAAGCAUUAAUUGCAAGAACUUUUCCUGAGCAGUGGUGAAUUGGUGCCACCACUUGUUCAGGCUUGGAGAAGUUCCUAGGCAUUUGGUGAUAAUCAGAAGGACAAGGGCAAUGCCUUGGAUGAAUGAGCAAAUGCUGGCUUGCUCUGGGCAGUGUCGUUUGCAUAGCACUUAAGCAGUCCGUUUAGUCAUGGCACAGGGCACCGUGCCUUCUCGCACUGAUGACGUUAGCCUUAUGGUGAUCACGCUUGAGAUAAACCCUUACAUUUGGGAUAAGCAUGGGAUGGGAGCAGCUUUCUCAAUCCAGGCCAUGGUAGAGCAGAUGAUUAUCUUCGUCAAUUCGUAUCUUCUUCUGCACCACCAAAACCAGGUCGCAAUCAUCACUGCUGGCACAGAAGGCUGUGCGUACAUUUUCGACUCCGCGGCCUCCAAACAAGGCCCAUCCAACGCCCAGCCUGCGGCAACAAACGGAAGUGCGAACGGGGUUUCAGAAGAGGGAGAGAGGGGCAUCGGAAGCAUACUUGCUUCGCGAAUACAGAGGGUCGUUUCGGAGGCAGAGCAGAAGUGGAAAGAUGGGGGCAGCGGGGGCGAGCCGAAUCGGACUACCUACCUGUCUGGGGCGCUGUCAAUGGCGCUGUGCUAUGUCCAGCGCUGCUUACGAGGCCCAAAACCGCAGCCCCAGCCGAGGAUGUUGUGCAUACACGGCUCCCCCGAUGCUCCCCAACAGUACAUCGCGACCAUGAAUGCCAUGUUCUCAGCACAGAAGUUGCAAGUUCCGAUUGACGUAUGCAUGAUCGGAGGCCAGGACUCCGCUUUCCUGCAGCAGGCCGCGCACCUCACGGGAGGGCUGUACCAAAAGCCUCCCCGGCCAGAGGCCCUUCUACAGUAUCUUCUCAUGGUCCCCGCCAUGGACCUUCAUUCGCGGCAGUUCCUGCUCGCGCCCCGGCCGGCAGGCGUCGACUUUCGCGCCUCGUGCUUCUGCCACAAGAAGACAAUCGACCUGGGCUUCGUCUGCUCCGUCUGCCUGUCCAUCUUCUGCCAGUUCUCCCGGGAGUGCUCAACAUGCGGUGCCGUUUAUACCAUGGCCAGGCCGACCCCAGCUGCAGGCGCCAAACGAAAAGAGCCAGAGGCGUGAGGCGUUUUGAAGCCGAGGAUUCUUACUUUAAUAGACAGCCCGCUUGCAGAAAAGAGCCGGAAGGCAUUAACUAAUUGCAAUCCAAAAUUCUGUAUAGACAGGCCUAUCCGAACUCUGACAAGUUACAUUGAUGAGGUAGGCCGUUGCAACUAACCUGCUUCUGAGCUUUCUUGGCUUAGAGGGCAGACCCUCGUCUGGUUCAGUAAAGUAGGUGGAUUUCAUUGGCGAUCAGUGGAAACUCGCACACGUAGGACUAAAUGGAUUUUGGAAGAAAAUGUACCUCUUACUUUUAGGACGGGAUCCAAUCACGGCUGCAAAGACUGUGGACUCGGGAUCUGGGACAUCUGAAUUGCUCAGUGUAUGCCUGCAUUCAUACUUCAUAAUGUGCGAGCUGCCAGCAACAGCUAAUGAUGCAUCGCA